AUGUAUAUCUAUAAACAGACUAAAUACUAUUCACAUUUGAGAAAAUAAUUGAUGAGAAUUAUGUUUAAAUUGACCAAUCAACUAUCAAUAUUAAGUAUUUAUAUUCAUUUUGUUUUAGUUUUUUUGUUCUCUAUCCGUCAAAAUCAUCCAUUUUGUCGUUAUUUACUAAAACUGAAAAAUGUCAUUUGUAAAUAGAGAAUAAUAAUAAUUGCUUUGAAUUAACAGUUAUAUUAUGAUGUUAUUCUUUCUAAUAUCUGCUACCUAAACCUGGAGUGUUAUUCAUUAUUCAAAUAUUUUAAUCAUUCAAAUAAUGUUUGUAAGAAUAUCAAGGGAUUUCAUUUAAUAAUUUUUCAUUAAAUUUAGAUUACAACAUUUAUAUGGUUUAAUGUUAAACAUAACUAGAAACAAAAUCGUUGAAAACUUGAACAAUUCAAACUCUAUUAUUAUUAAAAGUAACUUUACAAUGUCAGAGUUGAAAUUUUGCUCAAAGUGUAAACAAUGCAUCAAAGAAAGUCAUUACUUAUUAGCUGAUUGUCAAUACUGGCAUGAAGAUUGUCUACGUUGUGUAUGCUGUGAUGCUAGAUUAGCUGAAUUAGAUAAAAUCUUCUACAUUAAAGCUAGGAUGUCAUUAUGUCGAAGAGAUUAUCUAAGAUUGUAUGGUAAAACGGGUGAAUGUUCCAUCUGUCAGAAACAAGUACAAUCAUAUGAAUUUGUUAUGAAGAUAAAAAAUAGUGUUUAUCAUUUAUCUUGUUUUUGUUGUCAAUAUUGUCAAAUGAGGUUCUGCAUUGGAGAUCGUUUCUAUCUACAUGAAAACAUUAUUUUGUGUGAACAUGAUUACAUGGAAUUAUUUCCACACAUUUCUACACGUGAUAUUGAUCUGCCUCAUCCAGAAAAAAGAAAUAUUAUUUGUUAUAAAGCUACUGCUAACUCGUGUUUUUGUUCAAAUGAAAUACUUUCAAGACAAAAUUGCACUGAUGUUGGAGAUGAUGAAGAUUAUGAUGAUGAAAAUAACCAAAAAUAUCAAAUGAAUCUCAACUAUUCACAAUGUAUUGCUUCAUAUAUUCAACUAUUUACAAAGUGUAAAACACGCAUUACUGCUGAACAAAGUUCUUGUGACAAUAAAUUACUUAGGAAUACAGAUAAUAGACUAUGUUCUUUAUUAAAUCCAUUUGAUUUAAACUUUCAUGAUUCCACAACAAUAUCAGAUGACCGUUCAAGUGGUUAUGGUUCACCCAGUUCACCGGGGAAUAGCUUCCAUGAUAAGAUUUGAAUUUCAAUGAGAGAUAUUCUAUUAGUAUUCAGUCUUCUAAUAGACCGAUAUGUUGACAGUUGUUGAACAUUUACUUGGGAUAUGUUUAAACAAAUCAAAAUUUUCAGAAAAUAAAUGGAAAUAUGGAAGCGUUUAUGAUUCUUUAGAUAUAACUAAUUAAACAAAAAAAGUAAAUGGACAUUAAAACAACUUCUUCUUAAACUACCAUAUUAGAGAACUAAAUGAUCUAAAGAAGAACAGAUCGUAUUAUCAAAUGCAUUGUACAUUAAGUACUAUAUAUCAUAAAUAAAUUAUUUAUCCCAACAUACUUUUAAUGUUUCCUAAAAUCAUAAUUUGUGUAAAAAUUAUUAUUAAAAAUCAAACCUUUCAA
This is a messenger RNA of Schistosoma curassoni, 1640 nucleotides long. NCBI's taxonomy places the organism in Eukaryota, Metazoa, Platyhelminthes, Trematoda, Strigeidida, Schistosomatidae. The record is from the annotation of a GenBank genome assembly.